Messenger RNA from Phaeodactylum tricornutum CCAP 1055/1, 955 nucleotides. RefSeq lists its product with no specific name. NCBI's taxonomy places the organism in Eukaryota, Bacillariophyta, Bacillariophyceae, Surirellales, Neidiaceae. The transcript has a single exon. The record is from RefSeq and is a predicted model, not a curated record. The coding region runs from base 89 to 955 and encodes 288 amino acids. Gene Ontology annotation, biological process: sensory perception; photoreceptor cell maintenance.
AAGGCGAUCAUUUUUACGACAUAUCCUCAUUGUCGAUACUUUUCUCUACCUGAUCUUGCUGGGUGUUCCUUUUACGCGCUUCGUGCACAUGAGUAUAAGCUCGUCACGCGCUUCGUCGAGUCUGCCACAAACAAGCGAAACAGCCGACGGCAUCACCACAACGCACCUUUCCAUGCAGAAACGAAAGACUGGCAUUUUGCCAAUGACCGAAGCCGAUCGGAACGGCCGCAAUGCUGCGUCCAAUAGAAGACUUCGACACAAACAUGUCCAGACAUCGGAUCUCGUGGGUUUGGGGAAACUGAUGCUUGGCAUUCUGGCUCUCGGAUUGAUAGUUGUGGUCUGGCAACGAAAGUCUCUCGUCAACGAACAGGAAAUAGGCGGUCCCAUCAAGGUGGGCAACGCGCCGGUAGAUAUAGACGAUUCCCUACGCGAGCAUCCCCUUCAUCGGUACGAAUCGCUACAGUAUGCACUUGAUAACUCCAAGAUUGUUGCCCUUUACUUUGCGGCGAGCUGGUGUCCCAUGAGUACACCCGUGACCAAUCUGAUUCACGAUUAUUUUGACGAUAUUCUGUUGCCACCACCCCCUACGAACAAUGCUGCAAGCAACAGAAGACUGGCGCAACGACAUGGAUUAUCCCUUGUUCAUGUAUCGUCUGAUGUGGACGAAGAGUCUAUGCAAAAGUACAUUGGAAAGAAUUGGAUGGCUGUUCCCUACAACAGCCCGGAUCGAAACGCCCUUAAGGAACAUUUCAAAACCUGUGCAAAACGCGAACUGUCCGCCUUGGGAUUCAAACGCAAGCAUGAAAUACCGACCCUUAUCGUAAUUUCGGGGACGUCACACGAAGUGUUGACCUUCGAUGGUGUACGCGAUGUCCGAGAGUAUGGCGCCCAAGCUGUCGAUACGUGGAUGGAGUUGGCCAGUCUCUCCGAUGCGUUGUCCUCCAAGUUUAUAUAG